This is a messenger RNA of Macrosiphum euphorbiae (potato aphid), 321 nucleotides long. The record is from the annotation of a GenBank genome assembly. NCBI's taxonomy places the organism in Eukaryota, Metazoa, Arthropoda, Insecta, Hemiptera, Aphididae.
AUGUAUAGAGUAAGACCAACUCAUAAUCAAAUGAAGUGUUUGGUUGAUCUGAUGGCACACGAUCCGCAAUUGUGUUCAAGUAAGUUUACCCAAUCUUUCACACAUAAAAUCGCUCAACAGAGAUGGGAAAGUAUCGCCGUUCAGUUAAAUUCGUUACCAGGAGCUGAGAAGGAUUGGCAUAAAUGGAAAAAAACAUGGCAAGAUACCAGAAAUAUCACAAAGUCAAAAGCUGCAGCUAUUAAAAGACAUCUAGGAGGUACAGGUGGUGGACCAGUGGCGCAACUAGGGCUAACAUUUUGGGGGGGCUGUAGCCCCACCUGA